Seriola aureovittata is the source of this 2877-nucleotide messenger RNA. It is a transcript of the gene abcf1, whose product is annotated as ATP-binding cassette, sub-family F (GCN20), member 1. The record is from RefSeq and is a predicted model, not a curated record. The transcript has 27 exons. Gene Ontology annotation, molecular function: ATP binding; ATP hydrolysis activity. The coding region runs from base 145 to 2676 and encodes 843 amino acids. NCBI's taxonomy places the organism in Eukaryota, Metazoa, Chordata, Actinopteri, Carangiformes, Carangidae.
GAAACUUUGUCGGCGACCCGGCUUCUGCAUCAUCACGUCACUGGGCCGCAUGACAUGUGUGUGUGGCUGAUAAACGUCACUGGAUAGAAAGAGGACAAAGUUUUAGCUUCGCAGUUUUCACAAAGUCACAUUUCAAGCGACAAAAUGCCCAGGAAGGCGAAAGAGGAAGCGGAGUGGGUGGACGAUGAAGUCGCCCCGGCAGCUGAAAAAACUGUGAAAAAGGGGAAGAAAGAUAAAAAGGGGAAAAAGAGUUUCUUUGAGGAACUCGCCACAGAUAGCAAACCUGAGAAGGCACAAGAGGCGGCUGUGAAAGAGACGCAAGGCAAACAGCCUCAGAAGAAGAAGAAAGACCGGCGGAAAGGAAAAGGUGGAGAUGCAGAUGAGGGCGAUGAUGACGACGAUGUCAUGGUGAAGCUGAAAAAGCUCUCGGUGCAAGCAAGUGACGAGGAGGAGGAGCCAGUGACGCUCCCCAGUAAAGGAAACAAGAAGAAUAAGGGUGGAAACAUCUUUGCCGCUCUCAGCCAGAGCCAGAGCGACGAGGACGAGGAUGAAGAAGAGGAAAAAAAGGAGGUUGACAAGGACAAGAGAAAAGAGAAAUCUAAACCCGUGAAGGCUGCAUCUGAAGAGGAGGAGGAGGAGGAGGAAGAGGAAGAGGAAGAGGAAACUAUAAAGAAGACCAAGAAGGUGGAGGCCAAGUCCAAGUCUCCAGAAAACGAGGACGAGAAGCCGAAGAAGGGGAAGAAAGAUCAGCACAAGAGAGGGAAACCUGCGGAGCGGCCGCGCAGCGAGGACGAGGAGGAGGAGGACAGCGACCGAGGCGACACGAUGAUGAGCGCCGAGGACGUGAUCGCGGAGCAGGCCAAGCAGCAGGACGACGACCCGUACGCCAACCUCAGCAAGAAGGAGAAGAAGAAGAAGAAGAAACAGAUGGAGUACGAGCGACAGGUGGCCAGUGUUCGUGCUCAGAACGCCUUGGAGGGAGACUUCUCCAUCUCCCAGGCGGAGAUGUCGUCCAGACAGGCGAUGCUGGAGAACGCCUCCGACAUCAAGCUGGAGAGGUUCAGCAUCUCUGCUCACGGCAAGGAGCUGUUCGUCAACGCCGACCUGCUGAUUGUGGCCGGGAGAAGAUACGGUUUGGUCGGACCCAACGGCAAAGGAAAGACGACGUUACUGAAGCACAUAGCCAACAGAGCUCUGAGUAUCCCCCCCAACAUCGACGUGCUGCUGUGUGAACAGGAGGUGGUGGCUGAUGACACGCCGGCGGUGCAGGCGGUGCUGAAGGCAGACACUCGCCGUCUGAAGCUGCUGGAGGAGGAGAGACAGCUGCAGGCUCGUCUGGAGAAGGGAGAGGACAGCGUGGCUGAGAGGCUGGAGAAGGUGUAUGAGGAGCUGAGGGCGAUCGGAGCUGCAGCAGCUGAGGCCAAAGCCAGACGGAUCCUGGCUGGUUUGUCCUUCACCCCUGAGAUGCAGAACAGACCCACCAAGAGGUUUUCAGGAGGGUGGAGGAUGAGAGUUUCCCUCGCCAGAGCUCUGUUCAUGGAACCCACACUGCUGAUGCUGGACGAACCCACAAACCACCUGGACCUGAACGCCGUCAUCUGGCUCAACAACUACCUUCAAGGCUGGAAGAAGACUCUCCUCAUCGUCUCCCACGACCAGAGUUUCCUGGAUGAUGUGUGUACGGAUAUCAUCCACUUAGACAACCAGAAGCUCUACUACUACAGAGGGAACUACUUGACCUUCAAGAAGAUGUACGUGCAGAAGCAGAAGGAGCUGCAGAAACAGUACGACAAGCAGGAGAAGAAGCUCAAAGACCUGAAGGCUGGUGGCAAGUCAACCAAACAGGCUGAGAAACAGACUAAAGAGGCUCUGACCAGGAAGCAGCAGAAGGGCAAGAAGAAAGGAGGUCAGGAGGAGGAGAGCCAGGACGCCACAGAGCUGCUGAAGAGGCCUAAAGAAUACACCGUCAAGUUCACCUUCCCCAACCCGCCUCCGCUCUCUCCGCCCAUCCUGGGACUUCACAGUGUCGACUUCGGCUACGAGAGUCAUAAGCCUCUCUUCAAGAACGUGGACUUCGGUAUCGACAUGGACUCCAGGAUCUGUAUAGUUGGACCCAAUGGCGUUGGGAAGAGUACGCUGCUGCUGCUGCUCACCGGGAAGUUAAACCCUACUAAAGGAGAAAUGAGGAAGAACCAUCGUCUGAAAGUUGGCUUCUUCAACCAGCAGUAUGCAGACCAGCUGAAGAUGGAGGAGACCGCCACAGAGUACCUGAUGAGGAACUUCAACCUGCCCUACCAGGACGGCAGGAAGUGCCUGGGUCGCUUCGGCCUGGAGAGCCACGCCCACACCAUCCAGAUCUCCAAACUGUCCGGGGGCCAGAAGGCGAGGGUGGUGUUUGCGGAGCUGGCGUGUCGUCAGCCUGAUGUCCUGAUCCUGGAUGAACCCACCAACAACCUGGACAUCGAGUCAAUCGACGCUCUAUCGGAGGCCAUCAAUGAAUACAAAGGAGCUGUGAUCAUCGUGAGUCACGACGCCCGGCUCAUCACAGAGACUCAGUGUCAGAUGUGGGUGGUGGAGGAUUCCUCCGUCAACCAGAUCGACGGAGACUUCGACGACUACAAGCGGGAGGUGCUGGAGGCGCUGGGAGAGACCAUGGUCAACAAGGUCAACCCGUGAUCACUCAGAGGACACGCUGCCGCGCUGCACCGUGUCCCUCCAUCAUCGGCUACCUUCACCACAUCUGGACCGGUCUUCACGUCCGAGUCACAGGUUGCAGCUGGACAGAUACUGGAGUGUUAAUCUAACAUUAAAAAUGUCCUGAUAAUGAUCUGUGGUCGACAGCUACAGAAGCCAAACAAUAAAAUCCAUUUUUCAUCA